GACAAAAAUCCACUCACUUAUCCACAUUGAGUCAGUAGCGUCGUGUGAAACUGGAUAAGAGGUGUAUUUUAGUGAUCUUGGAAUUUUUAUCGAGCGUGCGUUACUGGCGAAAAUUUGAAUUACAAAUGCUAACCUUGUAAAGGUGCAAAGAUGAUAAACCAGUAUGGGUACAAUUCACUUAUUGUGGGACUAUGUAUGGUAAACAUCAUCGCGUUACUGACUGAGGCACGGCCAGGAAAAUCUCCUUUUACGGACAUGGAAGAACAAAACCCAAAACUUUGUCAGCCAGAUCGCCUUACCGUUUAUCGCGUAACACUCAACACAUUUUGGAACCCAAGAAAUUUUCCUAAACAUUAUCCUCAAUGGCGACCCCCUGCCCAAUGGUCUAAACUUGUAGGGCGAUCACACAACAAAUCAUACACGUUGUACCGACUUCAUCAAAAGGCCACGGAAGGAUUAAAGUUAUUCGCGGAGAACGGUCGAAGUGAUUAUUUAGAUACUCAAUCCCAAGGAGAAGGUGGAAUCUACGACGAGUUUAAUGCACCCCCAAUAACGUCUGGAGAAGGGAAAACAGAAGCAGAUUUUUUUGUUGACGGCAAUCAUUCCAGGGUGUCGCUGAUUUCUAAGCUUGUUCCUUCUCCUGAUUGGUUCAUCGGCAUUGAUAGUUUAGAUCUGUGCGUCAAUAGUAAAUGGUUGGAUAGUAUCAGCAUUGAGGUCGGCGUAGUGGAUGCUGGAACAGAUAAUGGAUUUUCCUUCACUUCUCCAAAUUGGCCAACUGAACCACAAGAAAUGAUUCGUCAUUUGACGACCAACUUUCCAAAUCACCCUGCUUCAGCAUUCUUCUAUCCAGGAGUCCAUAAACUUCCAACAAUGGCUUCGUUUCACUUUGUGAAGAUUAAAGAAUAUGAACUGAGUAAAGUAUUCCAUCAAAACGACGACGCAAUUCAGAACGAAAUUAAGAAAAUGGAGCAGGAGUCUUACGUUUUUGAAGAGGGAAACGCGCAUUUUCUUAAGAGGAAUUCUUCUAAUUCAAAUGUCUAUGUGAUUUCCCAUAGCCUGGAUUCUGUUUCUCUUAACCUUUCGGUGGAGAAUAACACUGAAAAAUUUGAAAAAGAAGCUGCAAAUUUAUCAGUGAAUUCUGCAAAUAACGUCGAUAAUGCCAGCGUUGUCGGUAGGGAUAUGCAAACCGAGUCCCCUCACGGCUUCACAAGCUUUCCUCUUCCCGUUGUCAUUCAAAAGACGAAUAAAUCGAAAGUCAAUAAACCAAGCAAAAGCGCCAAAGUUUUCACGAGAAACCGUCCUCCUCGAGACUGUGAAGUUGGAAAUUGGUCAGAUUGGUCAUCAUGCUCCAAAGCUUGUGAUAUAGGGGAAUCCACGAGACAUCGGAAGGUAGUUAAUCACGCUAGGCGAGGAGGCCGUCCCUGUCCGUCUCUAGCAGAGAAAAAAUGGUGUGGAUCUGCACGUUCAUGCAACAGAAGCUACUUUAAUUGGUCAUAAAGAUACAUUGAAAUAGUAUGUCGUACUUGUCAGUGAGCUCUCAAAAUUCACAAAGUUUCAAUAAUGCUUAUGUUAACUCUUACUAACUAAUAUUUUUAAAAAGGUACUAAAAUAUAUAAAUAUAAAUAAUGAAA
Molecule: messenger RNA, 1631 nt
Organism: Daphnia pulicaria
Lineage: Eukaryota; Metazoa; Arthropoda; Branchiopoda; Diplostraca; Daphniidae
Product: spondin-1-like
Exons: 8
Coding region: 151-1497 (448 amino acids)
Source: RefSeq, a predicted model, not a curated record